This is a messenger RNA of Trachemys scripta elegans, 3927 nucleotides long. It is a transcript of the gene DCTN1, whose product is annotated as dynactin subunit 1. Gene Ontology annotation, cellular component: microtubule associated complex; axon; spindle pole. Gene Ontology annotation, biological process: nuclear migration; establishment of mitotic spindle orientation. The annotation marks the transcript as partial. Lineage: Eukaryota; Metazoa; Chordata; Testudines; Emydidae. The record is from RefSeq and is a predicted model, not a curated record. The transcript is spliced from 30 exons.
AGUGAGUCUCCGUCAGCUGGGCUGGAUAUUUGUAUAUCCUUGUAUUCAAGAAUCCUCUAACAGAAAAGGGUUUUUUCCUCUGUGUGGCCAGACAGAGCGUGGCUUGGGGUGCGGGUAUGGUUGAAUCAACUGGAACAUAACUGCCAAAUCCUUCCUGAAUUACUACUAGCCAUGAACUGAGACCAUCAUUUAAAACAAAAAUCAUUAAAAUAGAGCAACGGCAGCAUGGCCCAGAGCAAGAGACACACAUACAGUCGGGCGUCAAGUGCCGGAACCAGGAUGAGUGUGGAAGCUAGUGGCAAGCCCUUGAAAGUGGGCUCCCGAGUGGAAGUCAUCGGAAAGGGACACCGUGGGACAGUGGCAUAUGUUGGAGCCACGUUGUUUGCCACAGGAAAGUGGGUUGGAGUCAUCUUGGAUGACGCGAAGGGCAAGAACGAUGGCACUGUGCAGGGCAGGAAAUAUUUCACCUGUGAAGAGAAUCAUGGCAUCUUUGUGCGACAGUCACAGAUCCAGAUUUUUGAAGAUGGAGCAGAUACAACAUCUCCAGAAACCCCAGAAUCUUCUGCCUCAAAGGUCCCCAAAAGAGAAUCUUUGGAAGCUGCCAAAGCCAGCAAAUUGCGUGGAGCGAAACCUAAAAAGGCCCCAACAACACGGAAGACCACCACCAGGCGGCCCAAGCCUACCCGGACUCCCAGCUCCGCAGCAUCCAGCGGGACAGCUGGGCCCUCUGGCUCCGCUUCCGCCUCGGCGGGUGAGAUGAGUAGCAGUGAGCCCAGCACGCCUGCUCAGACGCCUCUGGCUGCGCCGGUCAUUCCGACUCCUUCCCUGACCUCUCCGGUGGCACCUCCGUCAGCUCCGUCCCCCACGAAGGAGGAGGAGAACCUGCGUUCUCAAGUCAGAGACCUGGAGGAGAAGCUGGAGACUCUGAAGAUGAAGCGAAAUGAAGACAAAGCAAAGCUGAAAGAGCUGGAGAAAUACAAGAUCCAGUUGGAGCAGGUGCAGGAGUGGAAGAGCAAAAUGCAGGAACAACAGGUUGACCUCCAGAAACGUCUAAAGGAGGCCAAAAAGGAAGCCAAAGAUGCAUUGGAAGCCAAGGAGCAUUACAUGGAGGAAAUGGCCGAUACGGCUGAUGCUAUCGAGAUGGCAACUCUGGACAAGGAGAUGGCGGAGGAGCGGGCCGAAUCCCUGCAGCAGGAGGUGGAGUCCCUGAAAGAGAAGGUGGAAUAUCUCACGAUGGACCUGGAAAUCCUGAAACAUGAGAUAGAAGAGAAAGGCUCGGAUGGGGCUGCAUCCAGCUACCAGGUCAAACAGCUAGAAGAGCAAAACGCGAGGCUCAAGGAAGCUCUCGUCAGGAUGCGGGAUCUGUCUGCAUCAGAGAAGCAGGAGCAUGUGAAGCUUCAGAAACACAUGGAGAAGAAGAAUUCAGAGCUGGAGAGUUUGCGUCAGCAGAAGGAGAAGCUGCAGGAGGAGGUGAAGCAGGCAGAGAGAACCAUUGAUGAGUUGAAAGAGCAGGUGGAUGCUGCGCUGGGUGCUGAAGAGAUGGUGGAGACUCUGACUGAGAGAAACCUGGACUUGGAGGAGAAGGUCCGGGAGCUGCGCGAGACCGUCGGCGACCUGGAAGCCAUGAACGAGAUGAACGACGAGCUGCAGGAGAAUGCCAGGGAGACCGAGCUGGAGCUGCGUGAGCAGCUGGACAUGGCAACGGCACGGGUCCGCGAGGCGGAGAAGCGCGUGGAGGCUGCACAGGAGACAGUGGCAGAUUACCAGCAGACCAUCAAGAAAUACAGGGAGCUGACUGCACACCUGCAGGAUGUGAACCGAGAGCUCACAAACCAGCAAGAAGCUUCUGUUGAGAGACAACAGCAGCCUCCGCCAGAGAUGUUCGACUUCAAGAUUAAAUUUGCAGAGACGAAGGCCCAUGCGAAGGCCAUAGAGAUGGAGCUGCGCCAGAUGGAGGUGCAGCAGGCCAACCGGCACGUCUCCCUCCUCACUUCCUUCAUGCCUGACAGCUUCCUGCGCCACGGAGGGGACCACGACUGCAUCCUGGUGCUGCUGCUCAUCCCCCGGCUCAUCUGCAAGGCCGAGCUGAUCAGCAAACAGGCCCAGGAGAAGUUCGAGCUGAAUGAAAACUGGGCCGAGCGCACGGGCCUCCGGGGUGCCCCAGGGGAGCAGCUGAGCUUCGCUGCGGGGCUGGUGUAUUCGCUCAGCCUCCUGCAAGCCACGCUGCACAAAUACGAACAGGCCCUGAGUAAGUGCAGCGUUGAGGUCUAUAAGAAGGUGGGGAUGCUCUACCCGGAGAUGAGUGUCCAUGAGCGCUCGUUGGACUUCCUGAUUCAGCUGCUGCACAAGGACCAGCUGGAUGAGACGGUCAACGUGGAGCCGCUCACCAAAGCUAUCAAAUACUACCAGCACCUGUACAGCAUCCACCUGGUGGAGCAAGCCGAAGACUGCACCAUGCAGCUGGCAGACCACAUUAAGUUCACCCAGAGUGCCUUGGACUGCAUGGGCGUGGAAGUGGGUCGAUUGCGGUCCUUCCUGCAGACGGGGCAGGAGGCGUCCGACCUCGCCAUCCUCCUCAAGGACCUGGAGACCUCCUGCAGCGACAUCCGCCAGUUCUGCAAGAAGAUCAGACGCCGCAUGCCCGGAACAGACGCACCUGGGAUACCCGCAGCCCUCGGCUUCGGACAGCAGGUGUCGGACACGCUGCUGGACUGCCGCAAGCACCUGACCUGGGUGGUGGCGGUGCUGCAGGAAGUGGCUGCCGCGGGGGCCCAGAUGAUCGCCCCGCUGACGGAGAACGAAGGGCUCCUGGCCGUGAAGCUGGAAGAUCUGGCCUUCAAAGCAAGCGAGCAGAUCUACGGCAGCCAGGGCGUCAACCCGUACGAGUGCCUGCGCCAGUCCUGUACUAUCCUCAUUGCGACCAUGAACAAGAUGGCCACGGCUAUGCAGGAGGGAGAGUACGACGCCGACCGGCCACAGACCAAGCCCCCUCCCCCUGUCAAUCUGAGGGCAGCCGCGCUCCGGGCCGAGAUCACAGAUGCCGAGGGCUUGGGACUGAAGCUGGAAGACAGAGAGACGGUCAUCAAAGAGCUGAAGAAAUCGCUCAAAAUCAAGGGCGAGGAGCUGAGCGAAGCCAACGUGCGUCUCAGUCUCCUGGAGAAGAAGCUUGACAGCGCGUCCAAGGACGCGGACGACCGGGUGGAGAAGAUCCAGACCAAGCUGGACGAGACCCAGGCUCUGCUCAAAAAGAAGGAGAAGGAGUUUGAGGAGACCAUGGACGCUCUUCAGGCUGAUAUUGACCAGCUGGAGUCGGAAAAGAUGGAGCUAAAGCAGCGCUUGAACAACCAGUCCAAACGCACCAUCGAGGGGCUGCGGGGAUCCCCUGCCUCUGGAAUCGCGUCGAUCGUCUCGGGCAUUGCAGGAGAGGAACAGCAGAGAGGUGUCAGCGCUGGCCAGGUGAUGGGAGGUGGCUCAGGACCUGUCCAGGUGAAGGAUUCGCCUCUUCUCCUCCAACAGAUCGACGCCAUGCGGCUGUCCAUUGAGCACCUCAAAACUGAGAACAACCGGCUCAAGGGAGCCCACAUGAAGGCGGAGCUGGCAGCGCUGCCCCCUCUGCACGUCCCGAAGCUCUCGCUUCCCAAAGAUCGGCAGGGAGAGGAGGUGGCCUCCGGCACCCUGUACAGGAAGACGAGCCAGUUGCUGCAGACCCUCUACCAGAUGAGUGCCAACGCCAAGGUGGUGGACGUCGCGCGCAGAAGCUCGGCAGGAAGCCCGGCCGCCCAGCUGCUGGAGCAGACAGCCCGCCUGACAUCCUUGAGCAGCACCGUAGACAAGCUGAAGGUAAAUGGUCCGUCGGCGUCUCUGCCAACGCCCCACAGCCCCGCCUGGCGCCGAGGCAGCGAGUGGGCAGCAGGGCGCCUGGACGGG